Messenger RNA from Spirodela intermedia, 3677 nucleotides. NCBI's taxonomy places the organism in Eukaryota, Viridiplantae, Streptophyta, Magnoliopsida, Alismatales, Araceae. The record is from the annotation of a GenBank genome assembly.
AUGUCAUGGCUGGCAAAAUCAUUCGCGAAUCUGAUCGCGAAGGACGAGGACGAGGAUGGAGAUGAUGGCGGCGACCGUAGGAGAGAUGGCGGUGAGCAGACAUCGGGAGGGGAGAGCAAGGUUUUACCUCCAGCGGCGGCGGAGUCUGAUGGAGGUGAGGGAUCGGGAGAGUUGAAUCAGGGAAGGGGGGUCAAGGAGGACCUCUCGGAGCUUUCCAAGACCCUCACCCGCCAGCUAUGGGGUGUCGCCUCCUUCCUGGCCCCUCCUCCGACGGCAUCCCCCCAGCCGCCGAGCCCCUCCUCCGCCUCAUCCCCCGAUGGCGAUUCCCACCGGACCGAUCGCGACUUCGGUUCCAAUGUUCCUCAUCCCACGUUAUCACCGGAGUCGGCGAAUCCUGACCUUGUGGACGAUUCGCCGAAGAUCGCGGGAAUCCGGAGUGACUUCGCGGAGAUCGGUGGGAGAUUCCGCAGUGGGAUCUCGAAGCUGUCCAAUACGAAGGCUGUCUCGGAGAUAUCCAAGAUAGCAUCUAGUUUUCUUCAGUUUGGUUCUGAUGGGGAGGAGGAAGAGAUGGAGGACGAGCAGGGCUUGGAAAAUAAGUACGGCAACAGCGGCAUUGGAGCCAUUGGUGUUACCGAGGAGGUUUUGACCUUUGCGAGGAACAUCUCUAUGCAUCCAGAAACGUGGCUCGAUUUCCCUUUGUUCCCCGACGACGAAACUGCGGAUGGUACGUGAUCCCUGAUUUACCAUAUGCAUUUGUGUGAUUCCUAAUCAUUGGGAGCUUGCUCUUGCGUCUUCAUAUGCAAAUAUUCUUCAUACCUCCCUAUAAAGAACCAAUGUCAUAAUUUAUCUGCGCGUUGAAGGGCUUAUGCUGCUACUUUGGCGGACUGUGCAUUGAAUUGGGGUUUGGGGGGUGGAGGUUGGGUGUGAUCAUGAGGCCUCUACCCAACAAUUCGGCAGCCAUGGUUAACCUGAGCUGCUAAGUUAGUAUGGUGAACAUACUAUCUUCUACUUGCCUUUGUGUGAGGUUUAUAGUUUAUAGAAAAUGUCCAAAUGGUGUGGCUCACAUAAAUUCCUGAACCUUUGAUGUGUGAAAUAUCUGUUUCAGAAUGAAGAAUUCUCGGAAUAUUCGGAUCCUCUAGAGUUUUUUUUUUUUUUCUGGGAUUUCAUUAGGAAACAUGCACGAUUUCAUGUGAGACUAUUGGACUUCCAAUACUCAUUGACUUGUGUUUAGGCCCCUCGAGUUUUUUCGUAGUAUAAAAAAGAUGAAAUAGAUUAACACAGCCAACCAAGAAUGAAAGGACAUGCUACCUAUAGCAGCCCUUUGCUGUGAUUUAUUUCUUGGGCAGAUGUGAGGACUCUCUUUCGGUAUUUGUUUCUUGACAAUCUCUUUGUUUUGUUGCUACUAGACCUUAUUUACUGAAGAAUACUGAUUUUUAUGACGGUGACAAGAGCAAUGAAUCUGCAGGAGUGAUACAUUUUUCUUUCCAUAUAUGGAUGGCCAAUUUAUCUUGUAAACUAGAUAGAGCUUCAUCAGAAAAUUACGAGCCAUUCUAGGAAGGUGGAAUCCCAUUUUAGACCAUCUUGUUAGAUAAUCUUGACCCACAAACAAGAUUCAGGUAAGCAAGGAUUGAAGAACAGUCAAACGUGAUGAAUGUACACUAAAUAGGCAUGGCCAACUGACUUAGUUAUUGCUAUUUUGAUUCAAAUUAUUAAUUCCUGUCUAUAUGUUUUAUGUGCAUAUUUUGUAUGUUUAUGUCAACGCAUAGACUGAUCAGGCAGUGUGAUCAAACCGAGCUUUCAGUCUUGUUUAUAGUAGUAUCAUUUCAUGGGCAAGAUGCUUUUAUGCGGAACUUCAUUCAUUGAUCCUGAUUUUGUGUUGAACCCCGUAGAAUAUAUGUCCCAUCAAACCUUCUGUGAACUCCACCUGGUGUUUAUGUUAUUUCAUCGGGCAUGGAGUACGAGCAUGUUUCUGGGGACUUACUGGCAUAUAUUUAGCAUCUAAACGAGAAAAAAUCUAGCGAAAAAUCGAAUAUCUGUUUUUUCCAAAUCUUUUUUUUUUAAGAAUAAUCCCUUGUUUCACGAACUGAAUCACUGAUAUUUUCCUAUAAUUGCGUGCUCUGUAUUUAUUUUCCUUUAGGAUCAUCCGAAAAUAUUGCGAGGCAUUCUCACAAGAUAUAUCUGUUCCAUUUCCUUCUGGGACCUCUUUUGGCUAUCAUUUUUUUUUUUCUAUUCGUAGCUUUUUCAGUGAUUUCGAAUAUUUUUGUCUGAUUUUUCCUUUUUUUUUUCUUUAAGAUCACUUUUAUUGCUGAUUCCGUGAUCUCCGGAAGAUGUGAAUUUUUUUCAUUUGUUCGAAUUAAUAAUGUUGUAUGAUCUUUGAUUCAGUCCAUUCACUCCGAUUUAAUCGUUUCCUCUGACAUAAUUGUGAAACCAAAGAAGUUUAUCUUGCUUGGAUUGGUCUUCCCCAAGUAUAAUAACUCUCUCUCUCUCUCUCUCCUUCUCUCUCUCUCCUUCUCUCUCUCCCUCUUUCUCUGACUCUGUGUGUGUGUCUCUCUCUCUGUGUGCAAGGAACCCCGUGUCAUCGUCUUUUCUUACAUUCAACUGAAGAAUUGAUUUAGUUGUAAGCAUAAUAUGAGAUAAAGUCAAACGUUGGAUGAGCGUGGUUCAUUUGGUUACUAUCAUGCAUCUGAUCCUCCCUCGUGUCUUGUUUGUUCCAUCAGAUUUCGACAUGUCUGAUCCGCAGCAAGAGCAUGCAUUUGCCGUUGAACAACUUGUUCCAAGACUGGCGGCUCUGAGAAUCGAACUCUGCCCUGGCCAUAUCAGUGAAGGAUGCUUCUGGAAGAUUUACUUCGUUCUUCUUCAUCCCAGGCUCAGUAAACACGACGCCGAGCUUCUGUCCACGCCCCAGGUAAGUCCUCUGCUCACGAUUCUUCCGGUUUCAACGUUUUCUCACUAUUCCGAUUCUCCGAUGCAUCGAUCCGAUCCUUUCUUCUUCUUCUUCUUCUUCUUCUUACUAUCUGGAAGUUCUGAUUGGAUCGAAACUCUUGGUUUUCGAUGCAUCUGAGACUGGAUCCGUCCAUUACAGAUCGAGAUCUAAGAAGCUUCCCCUGACGAUCACCCUCCUUGCUUAAUCUCUUCGAACCUCCGUACAGAUUGUGGAAGCCAGGGCUCUGCUGCUACAGGACUUGCAGAAUCGGACGAAAUCUUCCGCCGGCGACUGGUCCGCGUCGUCGAAGAAGGAAGAGGCCCCGACGGAGGAGGACGAAUCCUCGAGCGAUCCCGAGACCGUGAAGCAUCCUGUCCUCUCCGCGGAGAUGAGAAUCGUCGACAAGUCCGUCAUCGAAGAAGACGCCGCUCCGAUCCACCGCGGGAAGGACAUCGCGGCGGAGGUCUCCCCGGCGCCGGCGGAGAAAUAUGAAGACAAUGGGGACGAGUGGCCGGAAGACGAGACCACCGCCGUCGAGAUCGCCAGUGCGAGGAUCGCCUCCGUCCCGAUAGCUGACGACGAGGACGUCUCCUUUAGUGACCUCGAGGAGGACGACGACGAUAGCCCGCCGCCGCCGCCGCCGCGCGCCGCCGGCGAUCCUCCGGCGACGGCCUCUAAGGACGGGAAGCCGAUCGCCCUCGACGCGAAAGAAUCCAACGAAUGGUCCGAUCUCGACGACAUCGACGCGAUCUGA